Molecule: messenger RNA, 981 nt
Organism: Hydatigera taeniaeformis
Lineage: Eukaryota; Metazoa; Platyhelminthes; Cestoda; Cyclophyllidea; Taeniidae
Source: the annotation of a GenBank genome assembly
AUGGCAAAAGCUUCUGAGGCCUUGCGUGCCACUCUUCUUCGUGUGUCCAAAGUGGAGUGUUUGGACGCGCUAGUUAGCUCAGGUGUCGUCGGAGCUUCCACAAAGCCAACGCUCAUGCAGUCAUCUGAAGAUCGGGCUCAGUACGAGCGGUAUUCAUUGGCAAAAUCUGAUUUGAUCGAAAACCUACGCAAAUUUGUUGCAAGCGGGGCCACGUACAAGAAUUUUCACCGCUUUCUACCCACCCCGAAACAGUCAUUUGAGUGGGAUCUUAUUUUGACGCCUCGUGUCGAUUCAUUGGAGGCUCUUUGGCGUGAUUACCUGAUUUCUCGCCUUGCUGUUGAAAGAAUAGACGAGACAGCUGGUGAUAUAAUGUCGCGAAUUUUGCAAGUUGCAUUCGCCUACAAAGAGCAUGCUCACGUGACGUCUUUCUCCUCUGAGGCUGUUGACCAUUUACAAUUGGAAAGACGUCUUUUGAUCCCUCAAAAGGAAUUUCGCCAAACUCUUCCUCAAAUGGUUGCAAGUCGGUUCGUUUCGACUACUGAAUUUUCUCGAGCAAAAGACUUCAAUGCGGAUACUGUGGUCUGCCUGUAUAGUGUAAAUCUCUCUGCACUGGCGCGGCUAACGAUCGAAUACGCGCAGCACUGCAUCCUUUGCUUGGCCACCCGCUCGGAUGCUGAACUGAACGCAAAAAGUCGUUUGGUAGAUCAACGUUACCGUGUGGAGACUAUGGUCAGCAGGCAUCAAGAGGAAAUCACCAAAUUGGAGGGGGGAGGAGAGGUGAGCGAGGGAGCCAAGGUGGAAAUUGAUUGUCACAAGGAAAGUGUGCAGGCCCUACGGAACAGUCUCACGCCGGCUGAGCUAAAUCAACUCUCCACUCUUUCCAACCGCCUUGCGAAACUUGCAGCCGCGCAGUGGGAGGCCGAGACGGCGUGGUUCGUAGCAGAUCUCUACCUUCGACUUUAUUUUGAUGCGGAAGAAUAG